AUGCGCGUCGCCCCAGACCCGACGUGGCCGCGCUUGCUGCUGCUGCUGCUCAUCGGCUUCCUGCUCGACCUGCCCCACCUGGCGCCUGGCCUGACGCCCGGGAUAUUCCCGCAGCUUGCGGCCGAGGCCAUAGACAUGAUGAUCAUGAUGCCGGUGCUGGAGCGUGCCGCCGCCGCCGGCGACGCCCAUGCGUACAGCGAGUGCUUCGCGAGCUCGGUGCCGGCUGCGUGGUGUAGGCCUCGUGUGUUCCUGCUGCAGUUCGGGAUCGCGCUCUACGCCCUGCUCCGGAUGGUGGUCUGGAAGGUGUCCUGGAUCGUGCUCGCCGAGUCGUUGGAGCUGUGGUUCUCGCUCCAGAGCGCGCUCAUGACCGGCCUGAAUUUGCUGAUGGCUCCGUGGACGAGUCUCAUCGCGAUUCUAACAGCACUGUCGACUCCGCAGAGUUUGCGUAUCCGCGGUCGCUACGCGCGCGGGUUCCCGAUCGUGCUCCUGGUGAUGCUCAUGCUAAUGAUCAGGCGCUACGCCCCGCUGCUCUGGAUAGUGCUCCGGACUGUGUUCCGGAUCGUGCUCGCUGCCUCGCUGGAGCUCUGGAUCGUGCUCCAGCUGGGGCGAAUGCCGAGGGCGAUGUCGGGCCCCCUGGCGAUGCUGCAGACACCGCAGAGGACCGGCCAGAAGCCGCUGAUGACUCUGCUGUUCCUCCGGAGGCUGCUCCGCCUACGGCUGGUCUGCCUCGGCCGUCGGAUUGAGACCGUGCUGUACUGGAGGAAGAAGGCGACCCCACACUCCCCGCUGGUGCAGGACUACAGGCUCCGGGCGUGCGAGCUGCGGCGCCUAGUGGAUGAGGCCGUUGUGCGCGUCCAGUGUCCGGCCGUGCCGUGGCGGUCGCUCUUCGUGCGAUUCGAGCCGAUGACGGCCAAGGUCUGGUGGGGAUGUUUCAGGCGCCCUGCAGACCUGCGCCGCGUCACGCAGGACACCCGGACCUGCAGAUGGUCGAGCGCGGCGCCCGUCUCCUUCGCCGCGCUGCUGGCCACGCUGGGCGUGCUCGACCUCAUCAGCCACAGGCUGUACAAGCAGGCCAUCGAGAAGGCGAGCGAGUACUGCCAGUGA
This is a messenger RNA of Prorocentrum cordatum, 1104 nucleotides long. NCBI's taxonomy places the organism in Eukaryota, Dinophyceae, Prorocentrales, Prorocentraceae. The record is from the annotation of a GenBank genome assembly.